AAGAGAGUGUGUGUACUGUGUGAAGGCGAAGAAAGAGAGAUGACAAGUAGGGGGUACUGUUACAAGGAUGUGCUGCCAUUCACAACCUUGGUGACCAUGGAGUGCGUUAAUGUAGGCUUGAAUACCUUAUUCAAAGCGGCUACAGUCAAAGAGUUUAUCAGUUACCAUGUAUUCGUCGCUUACGCAUAUGCAGUUGCAGCUCUCCUUCUCCUCCCCUCACCCUUCUUCUCCCACAGAUCAAGAGUGGUACCUCCACUUAAUUUCUCCAUCAUAUGCAAAUUCUGCCUCCUUGGCCUAAUUGGGUAUACAUCUCAAAUCACGGGAUUCAUAGGCAUCAAUUACAGUUCUCCAACACUUUCUUCGGCCAUCAGCAACCUGGUCCCUGCUUUUACCUUUAUUCUUGCCAUCAUUUUCAGGAUGGAAAAACUAGCAUUGAGAAGCUCAAGCAGUCGAGCUAAAAUCAUAGGAACCAUAUUAUCAAUAUCAGGGGCGUUUGUUGUGGUUCUCUAUAAAGGUCCACCAGUCAUAGUGACUUCAUUUCCUUCCAUUUCGCUUCGUCAGCCGCUGCGCUCACCAGGCUCAAACUGGGUCAUUGGCGGCCUUUUCCUUGCCACACAGUAUAUUUUGGUGCCAGUGUGGUACAUUGGUCUGGUGCAAAUGAUGAAGGAGUAUCCAGCAGAACUGAGUGUAGUCUUCUUUUACAACUUAUGCGUUAGCAUCCUUGCUGCAAUUGUAGGUUUAAUUGCGGAACCAAACUUGAAUGCUUGGAGAAUCAGACUUAAUAUAGCAUUGCUCUCUAUUUUAUGCUCGGGGAUCUUCGGAUCAUGCUUGAACAUUGCUGUCCACACAUGGGCAUUGCGCGUGAAGGGCCCAGUCUAUGUUGCAAUGUUCAAGCCAUUGUGUAUUGCCAUUGCAGUUGCCAUGGGGGUCAUGUUCCUCGGUGAUACUCUUUAUCUCGGAAGUGUUAUAGGAGCAACAAUAAUAUCAAUUGGGUUUUACACAGUAAUGUGGGGAAAAGCAAAGGAAGAGAUGGAUGAUGAUAACAUUGAAAUUGGUAACUUGGAAUCGCCUUCAGCACAAAAAACUCCACUGUUGCAGAGUUAUAAAAAUCGAGGAGAAUAGUGCAGAAAACCAGAAGCCCGGUACCAAUCGUUAAUCCUCUAGCAGCAUGCAUUGUGGAACAUCAAAGGUGUUCUUGUUCAUACUCCAAGCUUAGCACUAGUCAAAAGGUGUCAAAAUAUGCAUUAGAUUCAUAGUUAUGUAUUUUAUUUAUAUGUAUGUAUGUGUAAUGCAUAGAUUGUGAGUUUGUAUGCACUUGUGCAUAAGCAACAUCAGGUUUAGUACUUUUUAGUGCAUCAAAAUGAGCUUUGAUGAACCUGUAACACUUCACGUUGAAAUGUAAUGUCUAUUAAAUUUAGAUGCCAA
This is a messenger RNA of Cornus florida, 1425 nucleotides long. Its product is annotated as WAT1-related protein At3g28050-like. The transcript is spliced from 7 exons. Bases 40 to 1122 code for a protein of 360 amino acids. Gene Ontology annotation, cellular component: plasma membrane. Gene Ontology annotation, molecular function: transmembrane transporter activity. NCBI's taxonomy places the organism in Eukaryota, Viridiplantae, Streptophyta, Magnoliopsida, Cornales, Cornaceae. The record is from RefSeq and is a predicted model, not a curated record.